This is a messenger RNA of Centrocercus urophasianus (Greater sage-grouse), 1406 nucleotides long. Its product is annotated as CMRF35-like molecule 8. Gene Ontology annotation, molecular function: transmembrane signaling receptor activity. NCBI's taxonomy places the organism in Eukaryota, Metazoa, Chordata, Aves, Galliformes, Phasianidae. The record is from RefSeq and is a predicted model, not a curated record. The transcript has 6 exons. The coding region runs from base 16 to 954 and encodes 312 amino acids. Gene Ontology annotation, cellular component: plasma membrane.
GCAGCCGGUGCGGCCAUGCGGCUGCUGCCGCUGCUCUGCUGCGCGGCUCUGUGCCUCCCCGGUCGUGCGGUUACCCGGCCGGUGCGGGGACCCGGCACCGUGGUGGGGUACAUCGGGGGGUCCCUCUCGGUGUCCUGCUUCUACCAGGAGAGGUACGAGAAGUACCCGAAAUACUGGUGCUACCCUGGGACGAUUAAGAGCUGCUCGUAUAACACCCACCUCGUCAUCACGUCGGAGCAGCAGCCCUGGGCUCAGUGGGGCCGAAGCUCCAUCUGGGACAACCGCACGGCGCGGGUGUUCACUGUGACCGUGAGGGACCUGACUGCGGGGGAUGCGGGCGCCUACCGCUGCGGGGUGCGAACACACCUAUGGCAGAUGGAUGUCGCCGAUGAGGUGCGGGUCAUCGUGUUGCCAGGUCCUACCUCAGCAUCACCCUCCACAUCAGCCAUUACCCCUGGCCCCAUUUCGGGCCCCACAUGUACGCCUUCCCAGCAGGAAACUGCAGAGCAGACCACACACCCCUCUUCCUCUGGAGACCUCAGUGAAGGGCAGUUGGACGUAGUCAUGGGCAUCCUCAUCCCAUGCAUCGCGGUGGUUCUGUUUUUCCUCACACUUGCUGCUACCGUUUUGGUAAUUCUGUCCUGGAAGAGGAAGAAGGCCCUCGCAGGAGCACCCAUCGAGAUGGGCAGCACUCGUGGCACAGCUGACGCGGAGGUGCUGCAGUACGCGGAUAUCAGCCACGUGGGCACGGAGCAGAGCCAUCCGUACAGCAACGUCAGGGCUGCCCCUGCAUCCCCACAGGCAGCCACUGAAUAUUCCGAGGUCAAGAAGCCGUGGCAGGAUUUAAAAGGGAGUACAGAGAGCCUUUAUGUACAGGUGUGCAAAAUCCCUCCCGAGGAGCAGGAACAGCUCUAUGCCAACAUGGCUCCCAGGCAGCAGAGUGCAGCACAGUGAGGAUGGGGAGCCAGCACUGCUGUCUGCUGGGAGCUGCUUGGGACACUGAGACCCACUCGGGGGCGUCAGGACAGUGUGUGGGGCAGCCAGGAACCGGCUGCAUGUCAGAGCUGCUGCUUUCCUAGGCUGCGCUGCUUCUUUGGUACCAAGACAGGCGGAGGUUGAGCAAGAGGCGACAACGUCACUCCCUGCGUUCAGAGACCUCGUGCCCCACGUGGCAACCGUGCUGGGAGCAGAAAAUGGUCCCUGCACUUGUGCGGCCCCUGCUGGGAGGGCGGCCGGCAGCGAUGCUCCCAUUCGUCCCGCACGGCCGCUGGGAAACAGCCGCUCACAUCCCCGCGCUCCCCAGGGCGGCUCCGUGCCCCAAGGCCCCGCUGGGAGCGCACCCUGACGGGCCGCGGCUCAGCCCCCCCCCCUCAGCCCAUCAUUCACUCCCGGGCGCCCACUCGACG